Messenger RNA from Melanotaenia boesemani (Boeseman's rainbowfish), 2782 nucleotides. RefSeq names its product vestigial-like family member 2a (gene vgll2a). The coding region runs from base 101 to 967 and encodes 288 amino acids. The record is from RefSeq and is a predicted model, not a curated record. The transcript has 4 exons. Gene Ontology annotation, cellular component: nucleus. Gene Ontology annotation, biological process: regulation of transcription by RNA polymerase II. NCBI's taxonomy places the organism in Eukaryota, Metazoa, Chordata, Actinopteri, Atheriniformes, Melanotaeniidae.
GCGCGCAGCAGAUUUCUCCACCGCCUGGAUUACUGAUUCCUCUCCCCGAUCAAACCUGCUCUCUCAAUGACGUUUGGCUCUUCUUCGUGAUUUCUUCGCCAUGAGCUGCCUGGAUGUGAUGUACCAAGUGUUUGGUCCUCAGCCUUAUUUCAGCUCGUACAGCCCCUAUCACCACCAGAAGCUGGCCUUGUAUUCUAAAAUGCAAGACCCCCAGGAGAGCGGCAGUCGGCUCGGCCCACUGGGGCCCCCGGCGAUAAAAGAGGAAGACAAGGAGCUUCCACCUGGCGCUGAGUACCUGAGCUCACGCUGCGUCCUCUUCACUUACUUCCAGGGUGACAUCAGCACCGUGGUGGACGAACACUUUAGCCGAGCCCUCAGCCAGACGACCGCCUACCCGGCGUCUAGCAGCCACAAAGCCGUAAGAGAUGGAUCAUUUCCAAUGAGCCAGAGAAGUUUUCCUCCAUCCUUCUGGAACAGCUCCUACCAGGCAUCGGUCUCCUCCACACUGGGCAGCGCGCUGUCUUCUCCCCACACAGAGCUUUCCUUUCCAGGGGACCCCUACUCCUCCGCCUCCCUGCACAGCCACCUCCACCAGCCCAGCCCUGACACCUGGCACCCAUCACACCACCACCAUCAUCACCACCAUCACCCUUACUCGCUAGGGGGCGCUAUAAACACCCAGAGCUCAGCCUAUCCACGUCCAGGGGUUCACGAGAUGUAUGGCACAGCGUUCGACCCGCGCUAUGGCUCACUGCUGGUGCCAUCAGUGAGGUCGCACCAUCGCCUGACGUCUGGCAGCUCGGUGCCGGGCCCCAGUGCCUCGCCCUGUGACCUCGGGGGGAAGGGGGAGUCUGGGACGGGGUCGACCUGGAGUGGAGCAUUCACAGGAGCGGGAGCAGAGAUAGGACUCAACAUGGACUCAGGUCUGCAAGCACAGGAUAAGAGCAAGGAUUUGUAUUGGUUUUAGAGACCGCUGAGUCCCCCCCCCCCCCCUACCUCUCUUCUACUUCAGCUGUAGCCUCUAUCAUCUGCUCCUGCUGUACUCUGUGAGAAACUGAGAGGAAAUAGAAAAUCAGUGAGGUGGCAGUUUCUUUCUCUCUUUCUUUCCUUCUUUUUUGCUGUAACAGCUUCUGGUCUACUUGCAGCUCUGUGUUACGGUGGACUUUGCAGCAGCAGCAGCAGUACAGUCCUGCUGAGCUGAACGCCGACAGUGUGGAUACAAAUCGAGAGUGAAAACAAAAGUGGACUAGCAGAGAGGAGGGAGGGAAUCCGAUCUGGACGGAUAUGGACAAAGACAAGACUCUUUGUGUUUCUGUAACAGGCAGGGACAACAUUCCUAAACUGGAAAAAGUCUGAGGACAGAUGGACAGAGACACAUGUGAGGCCGGACUGCAAAGACGAGCACUUGAAGGACUUGGCAGGACUUGCCUCGCUGGGGCAACUGGGCUCAGACACUGGGAGUGUGUUAUGGCUGGAGAAAAAGGCUGUGUUGGUGUUGAGGAGGCCGCACAGAGAAUCUGGCAGACGAUUAAGGCAGAAGUCCAGACACUUUGGUUUACAUGGAGUCAUGUUCCAGCCGGACAUCCCAACACAUUACUGAUUAAAUGAACAGUUUUGUUGGAUUUUAACUGACUGUUGAAGGUAUUUAAAUCAUGAUCUCAACUACAAAUCUUACCUGUGUCUUUAUUUUGUGCUACAUACUCCCAGGUUUCCAAAGAUUAUUUUACAUAAGAGUUUUAACAUUAGGCAUGCUCAUACCAAGUCCUCUUUUUUUCUGUGUAAGUUGAUAUAAACUAUUGUUGUACAAGAAAUGGAGGACAGCUUUAAAAAGAUUAUGGGAAGCAAACAUACUGUGGAAAAUACUUGAUUCCCUGAAAUGAAAAGGAUAAUCUAUAGACACAGUGAAAUCUUUGCCAUGUCACAACUAGUGUAAAGUUCCCACUGUCGACUACUUUGUAUUACACACAUUUACAUGUCACUGAGCCGUAAGUGUUGAUUUCAUAAUUCAGCCACCGGCUACACUGCAAACUGUGUUUGAUUCAAAAAUAUAAAUAAAUAAAUGAGUAAAAUAAGGACAGCUUCCUCAUCAAGGUUUGGUUCCUGAACGAUUAAAUGGCUGAUUGAUUGAUCUGUGCUAAUUAAACUGUAUCACUUGCUGCUUUUCUGUUUAUGUUUAUAUUAAACAUGUAAAGUUUAGGAACUGGCCCCUUUUCAUAAGUUUUCUGUGGAUGUUAAAAUCCUAUUUUAAAGGUAGAUUAUUUAGGACAGGGAUGGGCAACACCGGUCCUUGAGGGACAUAGUUUUGCACGUUUUAGAUGUUUCCAAAUGAAAUGGCUCUCUUCAACAGCUUGUGGUAAAGUUUUGCCCAAAAAUGUUGACCCAUUAAUCUGAUUCAGGCGAGCUGCUGCAGGAAACAUCCUAAACCUGCCCGACUGUGGCCCUUAAGGACUGAGUUUGCCCAUCCCUGACUUAGGAUAUUCUAAAAAAAACUCUUGUAAAAGCAAUUCUUCUCCAUCAUAUUUUAUGAUCCACUAAAAGUGUGUGUUGGUGUAUUUCCCUGCAAAGACAAUGCCCAUUUUUCUGAUUUUUCUGGGUGUGGGAUGGUUUUACACAGUAGUACUUCUACAAUAGGUCUGUAAACACCAGCUAGCAACAUCACACAGGUUGAAGACUUUGUGAUAUGAUGAUCAGUUCGUAUAUGGUCUGGAAAUGUUUGUUCUUCAUCUGAUCUUUCCACAUUCUUUUUAAAGGUGCACAUUUGUUUAGCCACAUAUCCGCUGUG